AGUACAUCUGAGUAAUAUGCCUCACAACAAUCUAAGGCUCAAGACUUAAAAUCUCCAAUUCAGAUGAAAAAGAAAUCUUAAAACAAGUACAAACAGAAAGGGAAGAACUUCUCACAUUCAUUUGAUAGAAGGAAGAUCAAAAUACCAUGGACAUCAGGGAGAGAAGUGAUUUACACCUCUUGAGAAUCUCUCGUGGCGCUCAUGAUCUAACCCAAGUGAUUAACUCAUGGUCCAAGACCUCAGCUCGUCGCACUGAAUCAACACAAAUGGCUAAUGAGCUUCUCAGAGGCUCUCUGGAGCUUCAACAGUCAUUACAAAUGCUUUCAAGGCUUCAGAAGGCCUCAAGAAGGAUGUGUAAGAAAAACAUUAGACAAAGAGGAAGAGAGGAAGAUGAAGAAGAUUACUUUUUCAUGGAAACAAGUUCGAAGAGUUAUGGGAGUUCUUGCUACAAGUUGCAGGAACCAAGACUCUCAGUUGAUUUUUCGACAAAUUCGGUGGAAGAGUUGAAGCAAGUGAUCAGAGAUAGGCUUUGCAAGCAGAACCAUCUGACAUUAAAAUCUGAUGAUGAGAAGGCUUUUUCAGACUCAGGUUUGAAGUUCACAGGCCGAAAAAUCAAUUUCAGUUCACAAAUAAAGAAGAUGAAAGCUCCAAAUUUGAUUGCAAAGCUUAUGGGAUUAGAACAAUUUCCAUCAGGAAGUAAAGAUCGCCAAGAAAUAAAACAAGUGGAUUGGAUGAAAGAACAACCUGAGCAAAAAUCACUGGAAGAGAUCAUUGAAACAAUGAGAUUCAAAGGUUUUCUGAAGAAUGAUUAUUCUAAGAGAAACAAAAUUCAAUCAGAUAUGCAUGGAAUCAAUUUUGAUCAGGAUGAUGAGGUCCUUCCCAUCGUGAUCUUGAAAUCUGUGAAUUUACCUCCUUGGGAUAGGGAGGAGAUCAAUUUAGCUUCAAUAAAAAUAUCAGAAAGGGAGAAGACAACAUUAGCUGAGUUGAUUUUGGAAGAAAAAACUUCUGAUCAUGAUUAUAUGCCAGUGAAGAGAAAGUUCAAGUACAAUACUGAACCAAUCCAGAAUUUGAGCAUCAAUGUUGAUCAAUAUAACAAGCAGCAAAAGAAGGUUAAUAUGGAAACUAAAAGGAUUGUGGAUAGAAAAAACUCAGUAAAUAAGGUAAAGAGAUUUGUAGAGUUGAAGCAAGUGACAGCCAUUGAAGCACCAAUAAACACAACUACCGUGGAUUCAACAAAUUCUGAAAAAGGAAAACUCGGAGUAAAGUUUAGCACCAAAACAUAUAAAAGCAUCAAGCAAAACAACAAAGACAACUUCUCGGCAAAUUCGAGGGCUCUAAAAUCUAACAGUAUAGAGCAAAAAACAAGAGAAAAACCUGUCAGAAAUUCUUUGACAGAAACAAAGAAAUUUGAAGAUGGAAAAUUGAGAAGUUCUGGAACUGAAACUCGUUCAAUUUGUACAAGCAACAGCUUGUUGAUCACCGAUGGCCCCCUAACUCAGGAAAAGAAGGAAACAAUCAUAUUUGUUGGCAAAGAUGAGAUCAAAAAAGACCACAAGAUAGUUUGUGAAGUGAUGCCAAGGACUAAACAAGCUCGAAGUAACUCAAGACUAAACAAACAAUCAACCAAGGUUUUCAACAAUGAACCAACAACAAAUCCAGCAGCUCAAUCUCGAAAUCUUUUCAAACAUCAACUCUUGAGCAGCAAAUCCUUCCAUGACUAUGCUGGUGAUCUCUUCGGAAUCGAUGCUGGCAUACCUAUACACUGUCAAGCAAAAAACUCAGAGGUUCUACAAGUUGGUGAUGAACAGUUGCUGCUUGAUUGUGCAAAGGAGCUAAUGGCGCUCAAAAGCCAAGAGAGUAAGCUCUCAAUCAAUCAAAUGCUUCAGCCACAUCAAAGAAAAAGAUCAAGGUUUCUCUCUUUCAACAACUUGUUGGAAGAAAUUAGUAAUGAGAUUGAAGAAUUGGCAAGUUAUAGUGAGAAUGGAGAUGGCAUUAUUGCUAAAAAUAGUCUUUACAUCAUCUUGGAGAAGGAUCUUAAUGCUACAUGGGAUGUUGGAAGGAACAACUGGGUUGGUCUUGAAGAGGCUGAUGCAGUUGCUGCUGGAGUGGAGACUCAAAUCAUCUCUAAGCUUAUUAUGGAGGUUGUCAUGGAUUUAGUUGUUUAGAGUAGAAUGACUUCUAUGCAACAGCCACAUAGUUGGGGAAAGGCAAAUUAUGACAGAUAAAAUUCAUAAAUUAUCGGAAAGCAUGAAAAAAUAAGUAUAUAUUUUAUACUAGUCAUAAUGAUUGUACUUUGGUAUUUACCAUUUAUCUGAAACAAAAGGAAUAAAAGUUUAUAAUCACGUCUA
Molecule: messenger RNA, 2348 nt
Organism: Dendrobium catenatum
Lineage: Eukaryota; Viridiplantae; Streptophyta; Magnoliopsida; Asparagales; Orchidaceae
Exons: 3
Coding region: 147-2165 (672 amino acids)
Source: RefSeq, a predicted model, not a curated record